AUGGCCGACCACAGCUCUCCAAAUUACAAAGAUCUUUACCUUAGGGCAGAAGAAGCACGGAAGCAGGAAGCAGAAGGGAGACGGCAGGAAGCAGAAAGGAGACGGCAGGAAGCAGAAAGGAGGCGACAAGCAGAAGAACGCAACCAACAGACCUCUUUCACAGAGCUCUUACAGAACUGCCAUGACCUUCUCUCCCGCCAAUUGCGAGUCGAGACACCGAGGCACCAGGGAAAGGUAUUGAGGAGGUGGUGA
Molecule: messenger RNA, 252 nt
Organism: Penicillium soppii
Lineage: Eukaryota; Fungi; Ascomycota; Eurotiomycetes; Eurotiales; Aspergillaceae
Exons: 1
Coding region: 1-252 (83 amino acids)
Source: RefSeq, a predicted model, not a curated record